UGAAAUGUUUAAUUGGGGAAUUAAUUAUCAACCAUAUCCUGUUCAAUAUACUGAGGAAGCAUAUGGUUUUUCUGUUGACGCCAAAAUUAUCACAAGGCUACCUGUUCAUCCAAGCAAAUUACCUGGUUCAUAUAAAUGUCCAAAUUGUGGCAAAAAUUAUCGUUAUCUACGAAAUAUGCAAAAUCAUGUUAAAGUAGAAUGUGGACAAGAGCCAAAAAUUCGAUGUCCACAUUGUGAAUAUAGAACAAAGUACAAAAGUAGUUUACAAAAGCACAUGAUUAGAAAACAUUCUCAUACACGAAAAAGAAAUCAGUAACAAUAAUAAAAAAAAACAUACCAAUAAUAAUAAUAAUAACCAUAAAUAUUACAAGAAUAAAUUAUUAAUUUUUUGGAAAUGGAUUUAAUUUACAUGUAAAGGGACCCUCAAAUAUUAAUUAAGCAUAUUUAAAAAUUAUUUUUUUUUAAUCGUUAAAAAUAAUUUAAUUUGGUUUCAGGAAAACAGGAUGCUUCAAAUAAGUUAUUACAAUAUUUGUCAAUUUAUGAAAGUUAUUUAAACAAAUAAAUAAAUUAACUUACGUUUGUGGUGACGAAAUUGAAACAUUUAAAGAUGGAAAUAUCACAGAAGAUUAAAAGGCAUUAAAAUAAGCGUUGCAACUUAUUUUAAUGCCUUUUAAUUUUCUGUGAUUCCUAGCACUACACUGUUUUCUAAUCAAAAAGAAUAAAAUGGUUCAAUUUUCGAUUAAAAAAAAAAAAAAAAAUUCACGAAAUUUUAGGUUGUUUGACAAAACUUUUGCUAUCAGUUAAUCAGCUGACAGAAACUGCGCGCGUCGUUUACGAUGUUAACCGAGCCAUUCCGAAGUAUGGGCCAACGCAGAUAAUCGUAAAUCUUGAACUUUUACAUUAGAGAAAAAAGGACAAAAGAUAUUUCUAUCCUUUUCUCUCUCAUGUAGAAGCUUAAGAUUUACGAUUAGAAAUUUCAUUCUACUUAAGUCUUCUCAAACGGUCUACAAAUUUCUUAUAUUAAGAUUUCUUAUAAUAAAAUCAAGGAUUGAACAAUUAUUUUAAUCUUUAUAGAAAAAAAAUAAUAUUACGUAAGAUUUUUUUUCCUUCCCCUCUCCUUUUUUAAGAAAUCGUAAGUAUAUAAACCUCUCUUUUUAACCUUUAGAAAACCUGAAAAUUUUUUUUCUUAAAUAUUAAAUUUUUUGUAAACAAUGACGCCACUGUAUUAUGGAGUCUAAAUGUAAAAAAAUUGCUUACGUAAUAAUUGAACGGUCCUAAAACUCAAACACAUUUUUUAUAUUAAAAAAAACAAAAUAAAUAAAUAUUGACAAAUGGUAUAUCCUUUAUUUAAUUUUUUGUAUAUUUUAUAUAUAUAUAGUUAUAUUUUUAUUUCAAAUAAAAUUCAGCGAAUUUUUAUUAAAUUAUAAUAAUAUGUAUUGUAUUUAUAAUAAAUAAAAAAAAUAAAUGUUAUUUUACUAUAUGUAUA
Leptopilina boulardi is the source of this 1486-nucleotide messenger RNA. Its product is annotated as longitudinals lacking protein, isoforms A/B/D/L-like. The transcript has a single exon. Lineage: Eukaryota; Metazoa; Arthropoda; Insecta; Hymenoptera; Figitidae. The record is from RefSeq and is a predicted model, not a curated record. The coding region runs from base 5 to 316 and encodes 103 amino acids.